Messenger RNA from Macrosiphum euphorbiae (potato aphid), 474 nucleotides. The record is from the annotation of a GenBank genome assembly. Lineage: Eukaryota; Metazoa; Arthropoda; Insecta; Hemiptera; Aphididae.
AUGUCAGAUAAUUCUACCAUGGGACUAUUUAUGAUAUCAAAUCCAGUGUUCGAAUGUUAUGCAUUUUACGGAAGCAUUCUUAUUUUAAAAAUGAUUUUGAUGUCUUUUCUAACAGUACUUCAGCGAUUUCGAAAAAAAGUUUUCAUAAGCCCAGAAGAUACUGCAAUUAGCAAAGGAGGCGGGGAAAUUAGAUAUGAUGAUCCAGAUGUAGAAAGAGUAAGAAGGGCACAUUUAAAUGAUUUGGAAAAUAUACCUAUAUUUUUAAUCACUGGAUUACUUUUGGUUGCCAGCAAACCUCAAGAAAUGAUAGCGAACAACUUGUUUAGAAUUUAUACAUUUGUACGAAUAAUGCAUACAAUUUCUUAUGCUGUGUUUGUAUUACCCCAACCUACAAGAGCAAUAUUUUUUAUUGCAGGAGCAGUUAUAAAUAUUAUUAUGGUAGCAUUUGUUAUCUUAAGUAUGCAUUAUUUUUAA